AUGGGCAAGCCAGUCGUUCUACACCUUGGUGACGAUAUUAAAUGGAACCAUGAGCUCUACAAGCAGCUACAGAGCAAGUUCGAUAUAGUGCGGAGCUACAGCAUGGCGCGGGAAGAGUUCAAGCAGGCGCUGAAGGAGAAGAAAUUCAGCGACUUCGUUGCCAUGUACAGGCCGUUCUGGAACACAGGAGGGGAGAUGGGCAAUUGGGAUGACGAGUUGAUCUCGCUGCUCCCCAAGUCCUGUAAAAUCUAUGCCUCCGCUGGUGCGGGCUUCGACUGGGUAGAUACGAAGAGGUUAGCACAGAGCGGUAUCAUCUACUGCAAUGCUGCCGCCGCAUGUACCGAGUCCGUAGCCGAUGCCGCAAUCUGGCUGAUUCUGUCCACUUUUCGCGGGUUCUCCUGGUCCGCUCUCGCCGCCCGCUCCCUGGACGUGGAGAAGUUCAAGGAUGCCAACAAGAACAUAGCGGCCGUGACGCACAAUCCGAACGGCAGCUCUCUUGCGAUAAUCGGCCUGGGGCGCAUCGGUUACCGAAUCGCCCAGAAAGCUCACCAGAGUUUCGAGAUGAAGAUCCUCUAUAACGAUAUCCGACAAAUGCCCCAGGAGAUUGAGAAAAGUAUAGACGCUACAUUCUACGAAAAGCUUGAUGACAUGCUAGCUGUGGCCGACUGCGUUCUCGUAGCGACCCCGUUUGGUGGCGACAAAGUGCUCAAGGCCGCGAGCUUCAAGAGCAUGAAGAAAGGUUCCAGGCUCGUCAAUAUCGCGCGCGGUAAGCUGAUAGACGAGGAGGCGCUCGUCAAAGCGCUUGAGAGCAAGCACUUGGAGAGCGCAGGACUGGACGUGCACUACGACGAGCCGAAGGUGCAUCCGAAGCUUGCAGCCAUGAAGAAUGUGGAGCUCCUCUCGCACACCGCCGGCGCCAGCGUAGAGUCUCACAUUGGCUUUGAGAGGCUGGGCAUGGAGAACAUCCUGAGCUUCUUCGAGACCGGCAAGGCCGUCACGCCGGUGAAUAUGCAUCUCCUCAAUCAGUCGAAGUUAUGA
Molecule: messenger RNA, 1038 nt
Organism: Coniosporium apollinis CBS 100218
Lineage: Eukaryota; Fungi; Ascomycota; Dothideomycetes
Exons: 2
Coding region: 1-1038 (345 amino acids)
Cellular component (GO): cytosol
Molecular function (GO): glyoxylate reductase (NADPH) activity; hydroxypyruvate reductase [NAD(P)H] activity; NAD binding
Source: RefSeq, a predicted model, not a curated record